AUGCUUGGGUAUCUAAUCAAUGGGCUACCGCCUGCUGAUGCGGUAGUCGCAGUUGGCGUUAUUCUUCUUACUGGCUAUGUCCUGCAGCUCGCUUUUGCAGUUGGGUCGAAACUGCCAUUAAUCAAUCAAAAUUCCAUCUUGGAUCUUGGAAGCAUGAAGUCUCGUCGUUCCUAUGUCACUGGCGCGGCGGACCUUAUCAAAUCCGGGUUUUCUCAGUCCGCGAAGGGGUUCCGGCUGAUCACAGAUAAUGGAUGCCAAGUUGUACUCCCACCGAAAUAUCUCAAUGAGAUUCGAAAUCAUCCCGACAUGAGCCGUGACAAGGCAUCCGCGAAGGAAUUGCAUUCCCAUCUUCCUGGCUUUGAGCCCUUUCGCGAAGGAUCCAAAGAUGAGCGAAUCAUGCACGAUGUUGUACUGACGAAGCUGACACGCACACUGGGGCGCGUCACAGAGCAUCUCUCGAAGGAGACUGCCAUGGCAGUUCAAAAACACUGGACUGAUGAGAAGGAAUGGCACGCCAUAUCUCUCCGAACUACCAUCACUCCCAUGCUGGCCCAGAUGUCCUCCAGGGUAUUCUUGGGUGAACUGCUAUGCCGAGACCCCAAUUGGCUCCAUAUCACCAUUAACUAUGCCAUCCAUGUGAUUCGCGCGACCGAAAAAUUGCGACAAUGGCCAAAGAUUCUGCGACCUUUCGCCAAUCAGGUGCUCCCUUCGUGCCGUAUGAUUCGAUCGGAUAUGAAACAGGCCCUUGACCUAAUCACACCAAUCCUGACCAAGAGACGAGCCGAAAAAGCAGCUGCAAUCAAGGCAGGAAAAGUCCCAACAGAACAUAAUGAUGCUAUUGACUGGAUGGAAGAUGUUGCCAAAGGUCGCCCAUACAACCCAGCGAUUUCACAGCUUCUGCUUUCUAUGGCUGCUAUCCAUACCUCAGCGGACAUGCUGACACAGAUUCUCUUUGACAUCGCUGCCCAGCCAGACCUGAUUAAAGCUCUACGCGAGGAGAUAAUAACUGUGACUCGCGAUAACGGUUGGAAUAAGAUCUCCCUAUACAAAUUGGUUCUUAUGGACAGUACAAUCAAGGAGAGCCAACGAUUGAAGCCUGUUGCAAUCACGCCAAUGCGUCGUCUUACUACCACCGACGUUGAGCUAUCAGACGGAGUCUUCAUCCCCAAAGACACCACCAUCUUGAUCUCCGCGGAUAGCAUGUGGGACGAGAAGAACUAUGAAAACCCACAACAGUUUGAUGGUUAUCGUUUCCUCAAAAUGCGUGAUAUUCCUGGCCAACAGACAGCCGCUCAACUGGUUGCACCUUCUCCAAUUCAUUUGGGCUGGGGCUUUGGGCAGCAUGCCUGUCCCGGAAGAUUUUUUGCCGCCAACGAGAUGAAAAUUGCUCUCUGCCAAAUCCUUCUCAAAUAUGACAUUAAGCUCGAUGAGACAUGUCUACCACAAGUCAGGCGGUUUGGGGUGUCUAUGGCUGCUGAUUCGACCGCGAACCUGGUCAUUCGAAGACGACAAGAGGAGGUAUCCCCUGAGGCUUUAGGAUGUCAGGUUUGA
Penicillium vulpinum is the source of this 1551-nucleotide messenger RNA. RefSeq names its product cytochrome P450. The coding region runs from base 1 to 1551 and encodes 516 amino acids. The record is from RefSeq and is a predicted model, not a curated record. The transcript is spliced from 5 exons. NCBI's taxonomy places the organism in Eukaryota, Fungi, Ascomycota, Eurotiomycetes, Eurotiales, Aspergillaceae. Gene Ontology annotation, molecular function: iron ion binding; heme binding; monooxygenase activity.